GAAAGAUCUAAUUUUAAACUUGAUGUCAACAAACAAAACAGCGUGAGAGCAUUACUUCUGGAUAAUAAAAUAUACACUUUCAAAGAUGCUGGUGAAGAAAGUUGUUCUCGCCUCCAGACCAGGGGCUAACAAUAAGCCAGUUCCUGCUAACUUCCGCCUGGAAGAGACAAACCUCGCACUUGAUCUGCAAGAGGAGGAAGUCCUAGUGAGGACUCUUUAUCUCUCAGUGGACCCCUAUAUGAGAUGCAGGAUGAACGAAGACACCGGCGCUGAGUACCUGACUCCAUGGCAGCUGUGCCAGAGUGCAGACGGUGGAGGUGUGGGCGUGGUGGAGUCCAGCCCAGACGGUGGAGGUGUGGGCGUGGUGGAGUCCAGCCCAGACGGUGGAGGUGUGGGCGUGGUGGAGUCCAGCCCAGACGGUGGAGGUGUGGGCGUGGUGGAGUCCAGCCGACACAGCGCUUUCUGCCGGGGAGACGUGGUCACAUCCUUCAACUGGCCCUGGCAGAGCCAUGCUGCUGUGACAGGAAGUCUCCUACACAAGGUGGAUCCAUCGUUAGUGGACGGCCAUCUGUCCUACUUUUUGGGUGCGGUGGGCAUGACGGGCUUGACCGCGCUGUUGGGCAUGAGAGAGAAGGGUCACGUGACCCAAGGUGCCAAUCAAACACUGGUGGUCAGCGGAGCAGCGGGAGCUUGCGGCUCGAUAGCGGGGCAGGCGUCCUACGUCCAGAUCGGCCGCCUAGACGGGUGCAGCAGGGUGGUCGGGAUAUGCGGUUCUGAGGAAAAGUGCAAAACCCUAGUGGAAGUGUUAGCCUUUUCCGGUGCCAUCAACUACCGGCGACAAGACGUGGCCGCCGCUCUGCGAGAUCGCUGCCCCGAUGGCGUCGACGUUUAUUUCGACAACGUGGGAGGAAGCAUCAGCGACGCCGUCAUCGCUCAGAUGAACGACGGCGGCCACGUGGUCCUGUGCGGGCAGAUCUCGCAGUACAACAAGGACGUCCCCUACCCGCCGCCCCUGAGCCAGGAGACGCAGGACAACCUGUCCAGAAAGAAGAUCCUCAGAGAGAGAUUCAUGGUGCUCAACUACAUGAACAAAGCUGAGGCGGCCCUGGCCGAGCUGGGCCGCUUGGUCACCAGCGGACAAGUCAAGGUGCUGGAAACCAUGGAGUAUGGCAUUGAAAAUAUGGGAGUUGCAUUCUGCUCAAUGAUGGAAGGAGGAAACCUGGGCAAGCAGAUAAUUAAAAUAAGCGAUUAACGACACUCCGCAACAAUAUAUUGUAUAGAACAUUUUUAUUCCACAGCACUAUAAACCAUGAAAUGAAAAAAAUAACAAAAAACAAAUCUGUGGUUGCUCCCUUUUUCAGUAGUAAACACCAUCAGUGAUGUGUGUGGACAUAUUUAAAGAGUGGACAGUGUUCAUCAUUGACCAGUAGUGCUCAGUACUGCCCCCCUGUGGCGUGAUCAAGCAUCAUUAGGGAGGCUGUGCAGAAGAAUGCUGAGGCAGUCACUUGACAAUGUGUGAGUGUGAAUGUUGUCUAUCUGUGUCGGACACUUGUCCAGGGUGUGUCCCGCCUUCCGCCCGAAUUUAGCUGAACGACCCCCCGCAACCCCACAGGGGACAAGCCGUAGAAAAUGGAUGGACAGUCACUGAACAAUGUUGGCCUUACAAACAUUCUAACGUGAAUGCAA
Messenger RNA from Nerophis ophidion (straightnose pipefish), 1686 nucleotides. Its product is annotated as prostaglandin reductase 2-like. Bases 86 to 1252 code for a protein of 388 amino acids. Lineage: Eukaryota; Metazoa; Chordata; Actinopteri; Syngnathiformes; Syngnathidae. Gene Ontology annotation, molecular function: 15-oxoprostaglandin 13-reductase [NAD(P)+] activity. Gene Ontology annotation, biological process: prostaglandin metabolic process. The record is from RefSeq and is a predicted model, not a curated record. The transcript is spliced from 8 exons.